Molecule: messenger RNA, 8182 nt
Organism: Stegostoma tigrinum
Lineage: Eukaryota; Metazoa; Chordata; Chondrichthyes; Orectolobiformes; Stegostomatidae
Product: PDZ and LIM domain protein 4-like
Exons: 7
Coding region: 135-1127 (330 amino acids)
Biological process (GO): muscle structure development; heart development; actin cytoskeleton organization
Cellular component (GO): filamentous actin; stress fiber; adherens junction
Molecular function (GO): muscle alpha-actinin binding; actin binding
Source: RefSeq, a predicted model, not a curated record
GAGAUGAUGUAAUGUGGAAGCACUGAAUUUAAAGGCAGGGCAGAGAGAGAGUUAGAUUGCUGCAGCUUUCACUCCUACUGGGAGUCAACGAGUUUGUUUCAAGUGUCUUCUGGAGCGACAGUUGCAGUUUAAAAAUGCCACAUCCUGUGACCCUCUACGGACCGUCACCUUGGGGCUUUAGAUUAGUAGGGGGCAAAGACUAUAGUCAGCCUCUAACUAUCUCCCGGGUUACCCCUGGAAGCAAGGCAUCCUCAGCUAACCUUUGCCCUGGUGAUGUUAUUGUGGCUAUCAAUGAAGACAGUACAGAGAAUAUGAACCACCUGGAUGCUCAAAACAAGAUCAAGGCCUGCACAGACCAGCUCACCCUUUCCAUUAACAGGGUGGAGAACAAAUCCUGGUCCCCAAAUGGUUUUGAAGAUGGAAACUCCCAUCCUUUCAAAGUUGAUGUGCAGUCGCAGUCACAAGAUUACAGACCCAUUGGAAGUUCAAAUAACAGAAAGCCAAUGCCUUUUGCGGUUGGUACAAAUAUAACUGAAGCCAAGCAGUCAGCAAGUACGCAGUACAACACUCCUGUUGCACUCUAUACUAACGACAAUGUCAGUCACGGUUUACAGAAGCAACUGAGUGGUCUUCAUGUUACCUCUCCUCAGCACACUGAUCCACCAAAGUUAUCACCAAAGCUGUGGAAUGAGGUUGACACUGAAUCAGAUGUUUAUAAGAUGCUUCAGGAUGGUGAGGAGCCAGCUUCAGAACCUAAACAGUCUGGAUCUUUCAAAAUACUACAGGGCCUGCUGGAAGCAGAGCAGACAGGUGAGAAAAGUGAAAGGCCAGCUAUCACCAAAAGUGUAAAAUCUCCAGUAACAAAGUUCAACAGUUCUGCACCCACACUACAAAAGUUACCUCAGUGCACUAGAUGUGAGACUGGCAUAGUUGGUGCUGUUGUUAAGGCACGAGAGAAGUUGUACCACCCAGCAUGUUUCAUGUGUUCUGAUUGUGGAUUAAACCUGAAGCAGAAAGGCUACUUCUUCAUCGAAGAGCAACUAUACUGUGAGACCCAUGCAAAAGCAAGAGUGCAGCCUCCAGAGGGAUAUGAAGUUGUAGCUGUGUAUCCCAAUUCCAGAGUAUAAGCUUUAAACAUGUGCCUUCUGGAUUUUUUAUAUUUAAAAAGAAUUUAAAAAGUUUUGUGUUUUUUUUUCCUUUUUGAGAUCUGAAUUCUGAAUGAGACUGCGUGCCAUAACUUAAAUUUCAGUCGGUAUCCGAGCCAUACCUAGAAGCAGAAAAGCCACACGUGCAGAACUGAUUAUUUGUUACUUGUUUCAAAUUAGGCUGCAUCAUAAAUCUUUAGCAAAAGACUUCAAAUGAAUAGUGGUAUUGAAAAAAAUAAAAACUGAAAGAACUGCAAAUAUCAUAAGUCAGAAACAAACAGGAAAUUCUGGAUUUGCUCAGCAGGUCUGUUGGCAUCUGUGGAGAGAAAUCAGAGUUAACGUUUUGGGUCGAGUAACCCUUCCUAAAACCUAGAUCCAGGGAAGUGCUACACCACCCAAAACGUUAACUCUGAUUUUUCUUCUCAGAUGCUGCCAGACCUGCUGAGCUUUUCCAGUGUUGAACACAUUUGCAAAGAUUACCAGUCUGAAAUCAAGUAACUUGAUCAUGUAUCUUUUUAUUUUGUGAAUUCUAUUUACCCGACUCCCUUCAGUCCUUGGUUGUCCUCUGCUGCUGCACUGCCGGGAGCAAUCCUGCUCUGAUACAUCAUCCAGCAAUGUCCAUUCCUUAUGCCUGACUUAAAAUUAUGGUAUAAUAUGUCUUUGUUGGAGAAGACCUUGUGGCCAAGCCUGAAACCGGUCCAAGAUCUAUGCUAGCACUUUCCAGCAGUGAAGUUGCUUUAUUGUAACAAGAGCAAUAAUUAUUGGCUGAUUUUUCCUUUCCUUAAUCUGGAAUGAAGUAGCAUUGUGCCACUCUUGCUUUAGGAACUGAAUUUGGGAGCUUGUGUUUUUCUCUGAAUUCAAUAUCUUUUUUUUUUAGGCAAAAUUCUGCUUCUGUAAAAUGAGCAUUUGGUCAGAUCUGUUGUUUUCAUUCAGUUUAAGCCAAAAGCUCAGACCAAAUUUAUGGCACAGAAUGUUCUUUAAAGUUGUAGCUUUUGUUUUUUCAGAAGUGUUACUGAAUAAUACCUUUCACAUGGCUGUAUUCCCAUAUCUAGGCAGAAAUGUUUGGUUAUUUUGAAGCAAACAUAUACAGGAAAAUGUUUAUUAAUAUAUCUGCAAGAUCUGGUGGUGUGUUCGUUAUGGCUAGAAUAUAAGUGAAAUAAAUUCUGGUAAUGAGGUAGAAGAAAGCAGAUAUAGUUUGCUUUUUUUGAUGACUGUAGUGUUUUAGACAAACAUCUACAAUGGGCUGCAUUCUUUCUGAUGAGCACUGCUUACAUCAAGGAACUAAUCAUAUUGAUUUUUCACAUAACAAUUGUCUGAUGUAUUUCUUUUGUUCAAUUGGAUUGCACAGGAACUAAAUUUCAUAUUGUACUUUAUUGAAACUUAAUAUGGAUAGUUUUAGCCUUAAUAUUGGACUUUUUGUUUCUUGUUUAACUAACUGUGUAUGUUGUGAUACACUAAAUGGUUUUUACCUGAUUUUUCAGCAAGGAGGUGGGGAUGAGGGCUGUGGCUGGUGGUGCGGUGGUGAAGAGCAUUGUUCAUUGUCUCUGUGUACCCAACUAGUUGACUUAAACCUAAUCACUUUGUGUUUUAAUAUCCAACCCACCAGUUGACCAAGUGAUAUGCAGUGGGAUCCUAGUUAGAUUCUUGUCGUGCUGAGAAUAUUUAAUAAAGCACAAAAAGAAUAGCGUUGAAGUAGGCAGCAAGUAGGAACUAAAUUGAGAUUGACUUUCUGCCAAUUAAGGUAGUGUAGAAAGUUUUACAUUGUGUAUAUUAAAAAUUGAAUCAAGGAAAUUGCCAUCACCAGGCGGAAUGAGAUGGGCAUGACCAGGAAUAUUGCUGCUGAACAGUAUAGCCUGUUCCCUGCUGGAAGUUCUGUUAGUAAUUUCCAUUUGGGCCUGAAUAAUUUGCAGCAGCUCAUUUCAAGUGAAUGCCUCAUUUCUUACACAUGCUGUAUUGUCAACAAGGGCAUUUUAAUUGCCUCAUUUUCCUGAUGUUUGGCUGGAAGUACUUUUCGCUGCAGGUAAAAGCCAAACCUUUAAGGGACUCAAGAUUGUAUUUUAGGCCAAUGCUUUUUGAAUUCAUUUCUAAAAUAAAUUUCUAUAGUUUUGGAAUUUUUUUCCUUUUUUCUGUUUAUAUCAGACCAUGAGGAAGGGAAGUUUGUCACAAGAUAAAUGACAACAUAAAUGCCACAGAAAAAUAAAUUUAUGGAGAAAAGGUUUCCAUUGGACUGCAGUGAUGAUCUGCAGCACAUAGCUUUCUGACUGACUUCAUUAUAACUUUUUUACUGUUCUUUACUUCAUCCAUGAUUCUGAAAUCUGUUGAGAAACUACUAAUCCUCAUCAGUGCCUAAUCUUUUACUUGCUUUUCUUUGUGUUUUAAUGGUUCAUUUGGAUUCCCUGCUAAAAAUUGCUAUGCAAAACCAUCCAAAUGCCUUUUGAGCAGUGAUUGUGGGGUAUGCAAAUUUGUACUGAGACCUAGCUCUUAAAGGGACAUCAACUAAAAUGUUAGCUGCUUAAUUCAUCUAUUGCUUGCAUGAUAUUUAAUAUUGUCUGGUGUUGUGCUUGAAUGUAUGUAGGUAGUGGAAGGAGAAAGCGAAUGAGUGUGAUUAGAGAUGGAAAAUAAAGUCCGUGCUUUGGAAAAUCAGUGACUUCGUAUAUUCCAUAGUCUCUACACGUUUCAGUGACAAUUUCCAGCUGGUUUCUUUUGAAUUGGCUUGAGAGCUUUUGUAUUAAAGUACCCUACUUUCAACCAUGUUUCUCUUGGUUACUUAUUUUGUUGCAGAGAAGUAGAGCUGAAAUAAUGAAAGUACCUGGAGAAAACAUGUGGGACUGAAUCUUAUAGGUGCCUGAGCAAUUAGGCUUUGGUAAUGUUUCUGGCAGAUUUUGACAAAGUCUAGCAAGGCCUGUCUUGACAUCGGGAGCAACUCGUAUCCUCUUGCAUUUGCCAAGUAGUGUAACAAGUUUUUCACCAAGCAAUGGUGAUUUGAGGGGAAUUAGCUUGUUAAAUGACUUAUUAAUGCUGUAUCUCACUUCAUUAAUAUUCCACUUCCUAUGUUACCAACAUGCCACGCAAGCUGGACACAACAAAUUCUCAACAUGGAGAUCUGAACGGGCACUGUCUACUUCAUCUUACCACUGGCAGUGACCAGCUUCUGUGUUGCUUAGCAAUGAAUGGCAUCUCAGGGCAGGAGCACAGGCAGCAAUUACCCACAAUCCUAAUCUGUGGACAUUGCCAUCUGACAUUUGCCAACCCCUCACAGCCAUCAUGCCAUCUCUCCGAUCAACUUGCAGACUGCCUCGGAAGCACAGGCACUCAUUGCAGGAUCAACUGACAACUAGCAUUGAAAGCCUACAGUGGGAACACUUUGUGCACAGAGAUAGGCAGCAAGCUUACAGAAUGGAGCAGGCUGCAUCUUGGGUCACACAGUUGUUAUCUCAGUGCUCACUCACUCACUGCCUACCUGGGCAUAUGAGGCUAAUGGCCAAGUGCUGUUUUUAAGAAAAAGUAUAGAAUAGUUAGGUUUUUUAAACCUGGGGAUUCAAUUGACCGAAAUGUCUUUAUUUCAUGUUAUAGAUCUUGAAUGAUAAGGCUGAAGGUGCAGUUCUGCUGUUUGCAUCAUUCUGUGGAGCGCCCUUCAGUGUCAUCAGGGUGGUGUACCACAUUAUCUUGGUUUUGUGUUCUGCACUGUGGAAUCAGGAAGCAAUGCAAUGUGAUCGAUGCUGAACCAGGGGAAUGGGAGCAAUUUCCGAAGGAGAAAAAUGAGGUUGUGGAGUUGGAAGAAUAUGAUGUUGUGCAUGACUAAGCUCAGCUACAAGCCUGGCAGGACCCGAUUUGACAUGAAUUUUUAGUAGCUAGAAGCUGGGUGCUGAAGGUCAUGAAAUACAAAACAGUCUUUGCUGACUAAAUGCUGGCAUAAUAAUCAAAGUAAUGAUCAUUUGUGGGGGCAAACUGCAGCCUCUAUUGGUUUCAGCUGUGUUCAUUUAUAUGUAAUUUUCCAAAGAUUACUGGUAUUGAUUUCCUCCCACUGGACUUUGAGAAGAGACAGCUGCCCAGUGGACAUUUUGGGACAGAGUAAUGAUGACUUAGCAAGAGUAUUUAGAAGGAAUAUAGCUAAAGACAAGUAAAUUGGAUAGUGCAGUGUUUAAAUUGUGGUGAGGGCGAGAGGUUUGGUUUGUAUAUGAAGCAGUGUUAAGAGUGCUGGCUGUGGUCCAUGAGCUUUGUGAUUGCUGUGCUAUUAUCCAAUCUGUGACAGGCAAUGCCAGAUUGCCAAAGCUUGUCCAAGUGCACAGUAGUCUUUUAGAGGUGGCACAGGUUCAAGAAAUGUCAGUGUUUCAAAUGUGAGUGGCAAGUUGUUCUAGUACAAUAUGUGGUAAGAUUGGAAUAGAAUUUUCAGUGUGACAUGCCUAGCCUGGGCUAAGUAGUUGAAGUAUCGUUUGGUAAGAUACGUAAGCAAUAUGCCCCCAAAAAAACUUGAUUCAUUUCAUUUGCAAUUGUUUAGCCAAAACAAAAUAAGAUUCAGCCCAUGAUGUUUAUGUACUAAACGCUGAUAUGAAUGAAAGUUGUAAGGUUUGUGGCUUGUGUUUGCUGCUACUUUAUUGAAAAUACAAUGCCGUGACUUUUUAAACAUAGGCUGGUAAACUGACAUCCAGAUUAAUUUUGAGGCCUCAUCCUGUGUACAACCUGAGUUGUUGUUUGUUGUUGUUUUGCUCAUGGUACCAAGUUCCAGUGGAAAAUAGCUAAUUGGCCGGGUGGCAGACUUGGGUCCCAAUUGGUGGCUCUGGUAUCUCUGAAGUGAGAAUUGCUAACCUGGCCCUAGGAGCCGAAGAAGAUGGUAGCCGUGCUUCAACACUGUUUCCUUUUAUUUUUCCCUUCCAUCACCUGCUCCCCAGCCAGCCCCUUGAAAAUACAGCACUAUAAACCAGAGGAAUCAGAAUUUGUUGCUACUGGGACUGCUAUAUUGAAUGUCUUCCCCCACUAGGUCCCAGGCUGUGGCGUUAUGAUCUAUUAUUUUAUCCUGAUUUGGUUUUCGUAACUAGGUCUUCUGUGGUGAGAACAGCAUUGGCAUAAUCUCCAUGCUGGCUCAUCCCAAGUACUUAGAGUGACUUGACUUUGCUUCAUUGGCAUUCCAAUGCACUAACCACAAUCUUAUUGCUCACACUUCAUACAGCGUAUUUUUGUUUUACUGUUAUAGAAAAUUCAAGAGCUUAGGGGCUCCUUUGCCCCAUUUGUAGUAGUAGUUUUGAGGGGGAAAAACUUCUCAGAAGAAUUGAAUAUGCUUUCCUACUGGAUGCUCUGGAGACUAGCUUAAUUAGGUGUAUGCAUAGCAAACUCCUGAAAUAUAAUGUGCCAGUCAUUAAAAGCUUGGCCUUAAGAGAAACUUCUGCUGCUUUAACACAGGAUUUUUAUAGACAGACAGACUGACUGACGGACUGUAAUUAUUGUAAGCUUUAUUUGCUGCCUAUCACUUUUUUUGCGCAAGAGUGGAACUAGGGUUGAAAGGUUUUUUUUAUUAAAAGUGCCUCUGAUAGUCUUGUGGAACUAAGUGAUGCAUUUGAUGGUUGUAAACCAUUUUAGUUUAGGCAUAAUAAUUCCGGUGUUUUUACGAAACGAGUUGCAAUAUAUUUGUAUAAUAUCAGCAUGUUGUAUGCCCCCUCCAGUUAACUGCCUGCCAGCAUUAUAGACAGAUGUAUGUUAGUAAAGAAUGUAGUUACAGGCUGGCCAGCAAAGUACAAGUUCAUCUGAAUGCUGUCAGAUUCCCUCUGCUGGAUUAGCACUUAAGACAUUAGCAGCAUUCUGCAUUAUAUUUCUCCCUGCUAAAGAUGAAUAAAAUAAGCUCUUAAAAGUGUUAAAAUGUACACUAGAUCAAUGGAUGAGAGAAAGUGAAGUCAGUGUGAUGGACGAUAUAAAUCACGUGUUGACAGUAUUCCAGACAAAAGAUUACUUUAAACGACAAAUCAAUUAUCUCCUUUCUUUCAACAUGAGAUAUUUAGUAUGCAUCUCUGACUUUUAAAGUGAUGGCUCCUUUAAAAAUCAAGGUUUUCCACUCAAGUAGGAUCUUAUUAGAUUUGACUUGCACAAGCAGUUAGUACCAUUGACUGAAUUAAUGCUUUAGUCUGGAAUCAAAUCUGUUAAUAUACUUGGUUACAGAAUAUUGUUUUCUCGCAUCUUUUGCUAAGAAAUUACAUAAUUGUUAGUGAUGACUGCUAGAAUAAAACUAAAAUUUGGGGAAAUUAACCAUUCCUGGAACUCCAUUCCAGCAUCUAAAAGGUAGAAUUUUCAAUACUUUUUUUUAAACAUAUUGCUGACAGGAUUUGAAAGGACGUAGUUCAUAGCCAACUAGCUGGCUGUAUGCAGAGAUAUGAACAAUUCUCCUGCAUACAUACAGCACACAAAAAAGUAUGCACCUUGGGAAAGAAAAAUUGAUAAUUUAGUUUCAAUACAUUUUUCUGUAUUUUGUCAAAAUCAUGUAAAUCUGGGUGAUUUAUAACAUUUUUGGUCAAGAAGACAGUCUGACUAAUUUUCAAUAUGUUAACAAUUUCCCAAAAUUUUGCUGAUUUUUAAAUUAACGCACCAUUUUCCUUCAACCUUUAUUAGCAGGAAAUUGGUCUGCACAGCAGUGAUGUGUAAAUAGAGCCAAGGUUUACAAAUGCUUGUCAAAAAUUCUGUAACUCAAUUUGCAAAGUUGUUGCACUAUGCCAAAACAUCAGAUUUUCUGCCAGCUUUGUACAGAAUAGUCAUUUUGCAUUAAGUAACUGAAUUCCAUGUGUGUGACUAUAUUUACCACCAGUUACUAGAGACAUGAGUUUUGUUCUGUUUCUUGCAACAACUCCUCGUUUAUGAUUUCAGAUGGCAAUUAUACUGUAUGCUGUGUUCUUGUAUUUUACAACAUUUGUGAUGUAAUCUACAUGCAUUCCUAGUUCAAGUUUAAAACUAGCUUCUGAAUAAUCUUUUACAGCUUGUUACAGAAUAUUGUUUUCUUCCAUCUUUUGCUAAGAAAUUACAUAAUUGUUAGUGAUUACUGCUAGAAUAAAACUAUA